GGAAAUCAUUCAUUUUUCAUCACUAUUAAAAACUAAAUUCAUAUAUCAAUUCACAGAAAAAAUAUGGGUGACAUCAAAAAACCAUUUCUCAAAAGGAUUCCUGGGGAAAUACCACCGCAGCCGAAAAAAGCUAAUCAAGGUUACAUUGAAAAUCUAGCAUCAAAAAAAAAAGUUGAAAUUGAAGAAUUAUUAGAUAGACAGAACAAACUUCUUGCCAAUAAUUUCAUUGCUAAGCUUCCAGAUAAAGGGAAGAAAAUACUUGAUUUUAAAGAAAAAUUAGAAAAAGAGCUUGAGCAUAGAAAUGAAGUUGAAUCUGCAGCCACAUUAUUAUCCCGACUCAAUAUUGCCACAGAAGGCAAAGCAGCUAUGGCCGAAUUGGAAUGGACUGGUAAAUAUGAAGAGAAAUCUCAAAAUAAAGCUGAACAUAAUGUUGAACUAGACAGUGAUGAAGAAGAAGAUCCAUUGAAAAUUAUUGCGCAGCCAACUGGCAGCGGUACACAUAAGAAAAAAAUCAUUCAUCUACCCCCUGAAGAAACUUCAAUCAAGCCAGAAGAUCUAGAACUCAUUGAAUCUUUUAAAAAAGAUCCUAUGGAAUUGGAACAUGUAAAAUAUAUUGUAAAUAAAGUAGAAAAUCCUAGUACAACUAAUGCAAGAGAAAAAUUUAAGCCUUAUAAAACUACUAAAUCAAAUGUGCAUGAUCCAAAUAAAGAAAUGCAAAUAGAAGAAAAACUUAGAAAAAAUAAACAUUAUGAACUAGAUGCAGCACAUACACCUGCUAAUAUUUAUGGAGCUGCCAAGAUGUUAGAUCUCCAUGAAUCAUUAAAAUUGGAACAAGAGCAAAAAAUUAAGCUACAGCAAAUUCAAGCCAAACAUGCAGCUGAACGUCUCAAGCAACAUUUGGGUAAUACACAGUUAAAAAUAGGUGAUUUACCUCAAGAUAUUGGAUCAUAUCGGUCCAUAAAUUGUGAUAAUUCAGAUGGUCAAAGUUCUUCAGAAGAGGAAGAGUAUGAAGAAGUUCAUGAUGAUGAAGGCGAUGAUAGACAAGGAACUGUAUCAUUUGUUGUUGAUACGCUAGAAACCUAAAUUAAUUAGUUAAUAAAAUUGUUGUAAAUAUGUGCAUAUGAUAAUCAGAUUAAAAUUUUAAUUGCUUUAUGCAGA
Trichogramma pretiosum is the source of this 1158-nucleotide messenger RNA. It is a transcript of the gene Polr2M, whose product is annotated as DNA-directed RNA polymerase II subunit GRINL1A. The transcript has 5 exons. Gene Ontology annotation, molecular function: transcription elongation factor activity. The coding region runs from base 64 to 1083 and encodes 339 amino acids. Gene Ontology annotation, cellular component: nucleus; intracellular anatomical structure. Gene Ontology annotation, biological process: intracellular signal transduction; transcription elongation by RNA polymerase II. The record is from RefSeq and is a predicted model, not a curated record. NCBI's taxonomy places the organism in Eukaryota, Metazoa, Arthropoda, Insecta, Hymenoptera, Trichogrammatidae.